Messenger RNA from Microdochium trichocladiopsis, 1692 nucleotides. Its product is annotated as mannitol-1-phosphate 5-dehydrogenase. Gene Ontology annotation, biological process: mannitol catabolic process. The record is from RefSeq and is a predicted model, not a curated record. Gene Ontology annotation, cellular component: cytosol. Gene Ontology annotation, molecular function: mannitol-1-phosphate 5-dehydrogenase activity. The coding region runs from base 306 to 1484 and encodes 392 amino acids. NCBI's taxonomy places the organism in Eukaryota, Fungi, Ascomycota, Sordariomycetes, Xylariales, Microdochiaceae. The transcript has a single exon.
CGGACCCCCUCGAAACAAUAACGUCAGUCCAUCGAUCGUGGCUUCGAUUCCCCGUGCCUGCCUGGGUCUAUCCAGAGUACCCAGCCUGCUCAUGCCGGCACAGUUGUAUAUAACUCCUGCCUCUCCCCUUUCCAACACUCGGACUUUCUCACGAUCCAUCUUCAUCCCAUACAUCACGGCUUCACUCCUCGACCCAAGACCAUCAUACCAGUCUCCCCUGUCCGGUCUCUUGCACACUCCUGCACCUAUACACCUAGUCUCUCACUCCACUUCUCUCCACACUCUUCACUCACACGCCCAUCACCAUGGCGAGCACAGACAAGAAGGCCGUCCACUUCGGUGCCGGCAACAUCGGCCGUGGCUUUGUUGCCUGCUUUCUCCACGAGUCUGGCUACCAUGUCACGUUUGCCGAUGUCAUGGACGACAUUGUAAACAAGCUCAACGAGACUCCCUCAUACAAGGUCAACGAGGUCGGCGUUGACGGUGGAGACACAAAGACCAUUACCAACUACCGUGCCAUCAACUCCAAGUACAACGAGGCUGAGCUCAUCGACGAGAUUGCCACUUCUGAGGUUGUCACCUGCUCGGUCGGACCCAACAUCCUCAAGUUCAUCGCCCCCGUCAUUGCUAAGGGCAUCGACAAGCGUUCGGAGGAUAUGAAGCCUCUCGCUGUCAUUGCCUGCGAGAACAUGAUUGGAGCUACCGACGCCCUCGCCGAGCACAUCAAGAAGAACAGCCCCCAGGACCGUCUUGACACCCACCACCUCCGCGCAGCCUACGCCAACUCUGCUAUCGACCGCAUUGUCCCCGCUCAGGAUCCCAACGCUGGCCUCGAUGUCACUCUUGAGCAGUUCUACGAGUGGGUCGUUGAGGAGCCCCCCUUCAAUGGCUCUCGCCCCUCAAUCGACGGCAUCAAGUGGACCGACAACCUUAAGCCCUUCAUUGAGCGCAAGCUAUUCACAGUCAACACGUCUCAUGCCACUGCUGCCUACUUUGGCUACAACCGCAAGAAGAAGACUGUUGAUGACGCCAUGCGGGACAAGGCCAUCAAGGCUCAGGUCGAGGCCGCCAUCACUGAGACCGCCUCCAUCAUUGUCAAGAAGCACGGCAUUCCGCAAGCCGAGCAGGACGCCUACAAGGCGAAGAUUAUCAAGCGUAUCAGCAACCCUCACUUGGCCGAUGCUGUCGAGCGCGUUGGUCGUGCUCCUCUCCGCAAGCUUGGCCGCAACGAGCGUUUCAUCGGCCCGGCCUUCGAGCUUGCUGAGGAAGAUAUGACAUGUACUGCCCUUCUCGAGGCGGCUGAGAUGACUUUCCGCUUCCAGAACGUGGAAGGCGACGAUGAGAGCAAGGAGCUUGCCACCAUCAUGGCCGAGAACAGCGCCGAGCAGGUUGCGGAGAAGGUCUGUGGGCUUAAGUCUGCGGACAAGCUGUUCCCCAAGGUUGUCGAGGUCAUCAAGAAGGUCCAGGCCGACAUGGAGGAUUGACUGGCCGACUCGAAGUCUUCUUUUCACACGAAGUUAUGAAUUAGGCGCAAACUGGUAGCGACUGCUUUUUUACCGGGACAUGGCAUGAUACAAGGCGUUGGUGUCUGAUACACCGGGUCAAAUACCCACAGGGUCGGAACUUGAUUUAGGGAGAUAGCCAUUGCAAAAAGUUCAAUUGGACUUGAGAAUCAAAGAUCUCAACCCAUCA